Closterium sp. NIES-65 is the source of this 3174-nucleotide messenger RNA. The record is from the annotation of a GenBank genome assembly. Lineage: Eukaryota; Viridiplantae; Streptophyta; Zygnematophyceae; Desmidiales; Closteriaceae.
AUGUGCCCGGCGUCCGUGCGUUCAACCCGGCAUUCACCCUGUCCUCGGCAGCCCUUGUGUGUGCCGGUGUACGUCAACUGCAUGGCACUCACCGACCCCGCCAGCCUCUUCCCCCAGGUGACGCCCCGCUCUUUCUCCACCCCGCAUUCGCCCCCCGUUUGUAGUCUGCUGCUCCUCUCACGCGCUCAUAUACGCACUACUCCUGGUCUCUCUUUGUCAACCCCUCUUUCCGUUCAAAGCUCGCGAAUUUUGUCGCCUUGUGCCUUCUUGAGCUCCCCACUUUCCCCAUUUCUUCACUUCCCCUUCCCCUUCUCUCGUCUUGUGUCUUCCUCAUUCCUCUUGUUGAGCCUCCUUCUAUCCCUCCCCCUUCCCCCGUCCCACCGCUCCCCUCACUCCCCGCGCGCGCCUCAGAUGGAGCGCGCCAUAGAAGCAGCACAGGCUGCGCACCACACCUCCCCCUCUAACCACGGCGGGCGGAAGGGCGGGCGGCAGCGAGGGGGCACAGGACGAGCGCGGCCGAGCGGGGAUGGCGAAGGGGCGAGAGAGGCCGUGUUGUCGCUGCUGCAGCAGGAGGUGCAGGAGGAGGAGGCGGAGCAAGCGGAGAGGAUUGAGUCGCGGGUGGUUGCGAGGGAUGCAAGUGAGGAGGCAGAGUCUUCAGGGGAGGACGAUGACGUGGUUGAAGUGGUGACAGGGGACGCACGACAGGCAGGGGCCGAAGGUCAUGCAGGGGACGCACGGCAGGCAGCGGACGCAUGGCAAGCAGGAGCUACAGGACAGGCAUGCGCUGCAGGGGCGCUCGCUGCAGGGAAGGGACGAGUGACGCGGGGGACAGGAGGUGGCAGAAGCGGGGAGAAGGGUGGCGCAGGAGCAAGGAGAGUGCUGCGGCUGAGGGAGGGAGAGGGGGGGAAGGGGCAGGUGGGCGGGAGAGCCAAUGCUGGUGGUGACAAGAGUGGGAGGAAACCUAUGAUACUGGUGGUGGCGGACGAGGUGGAUCAGCUGGUGAGGGGCAGAGACACCUCCGUACUCACCGACCUCUUCCUCCUGCCCUCCCUCCACGCCCACUCGCGCUGCAUCCUCAUUGGUCAGCAUAUCCAACUCCAUUCAUCUCAUCGACUCUCUGCUGCCACACCUCUCCCGCCCCAACUCAAUGUGCGCUUCCUAUCCCCCAUACCCGUCCUUUCACUCCCUCCCUUCCCUCUCUGCCCUCCUUUCCCUCCCUCCCUCCCUUCCCUCUCUGCCCUCCUUUCCCUCCCACCCUCCCUACCCUUCCUCCCUUCCCUUCUACCCUACCCUCCCUCAUACCUUCUUUUCGCUCCCUUUUCCAGCCUUCACUCUGCUGUGACCGUUCUGCUAAUGUUCGUUGUCCCUCCAACUCACUCUUCUCCCCUCACCCACCCCACAAUUCUCACUUCGCGUCUCACCGCCUCUCUUCUCCCUCCUGCCUCCUCUCAGGGGAGUGACAGCACGCCCAACACUCCUGCCGUUCCCAGCAUACGAUCGCAAUCAAAUCUACGAGAUUCUCUCCCAAAGGCUCCAGGUAUGCACCAGUUGCCAUGGCUACCUGUUCGCCAUACUGCCAUGCUCACCUGCUCGCCAGACCACACAUAUCCCCCAGUUCUCUCAUCGUCAUCCUGCCUCUGUGUGCCUCUCUCACCCUUUGCUUCCCCGCCCCUCUCUCCAUGCUUCGCUCACCUCCCUGCUGCCGCGCCCCUCUGUGUGUGUUCCACCCGGGCAGGCUGCUGGAGGGAUGCCAGUCGGUGCAGCAGCGCGUGGGGCAGCGGUGGCGGGAGGGGCACGGGAGAGCGCAUGCACGACGUUGUCUUAGGGGCAGCAGCGCGUGGGGCAGCAGAAGUGGAGGGAGGGGCAUGGGAGAGCGUGUGCACGUCCUUCUCCUUUGACCCCAUGGCGCUGCACUCGGGUGUGUUGCUCUCUCCCACUCGCUCUUACACGAGCCAAAAAGUGGCAGCGGCGUCAGGGGACAUGCGCAAGGCGCUUGACAUCACCAGAAUGGCAGUGGAUGUGCUCGAGGCAGAGAUCCAGGCGCAGCUGAGGGAGGCACACAUGGGGGAGGUGGAUGUGAGGGAGGCAGAUACUAGGGAAGCCCUGCCUGGUGCAGGCUCACCUGCUGACAGCACUGUUGGGGCGACAGGGGACGGCAGGAGUGGCAAGCGGGCGGCAGAGGGGGAGGCAGUGGGGCAGGCGACGGGCAAGAGGCAGCGAGGGGGGGCCGUGGCGGAGGCGGUGUCCCUGCAGGUGCAGGUGCAUCACAUGGCACAGGCCCUCUCCCGCUCCUUCGCCUCCUCCACUGUCGAUUGCAUUCGCUCGCUGCCGCUGCACCAGCAGAUGGUGUUGGUGGCGUGUGUGCAGCAGCACCAGCAGCACAGGGCACGGCACCGCUUCAUCACCCGAGCCAAGCCUCCCUCCACCACCAACGACUUCCUCCUCUCGCAGCUGUACAGCAUGUAUGCAGGCUUGGCACGCUCGCUGCACGUGCCGGCCGUCACACUCAACGAGGUCACUGACAUGUGUGCCAUACUGCACGGCCAGGCUCUGUUGCAAGUAGUGGGUGGGGGAAGGAACGCUGCACGGUCCCAAGCUAAAUGCAAAGUAAUGCUCAAAGCCAGUGCCGCCGACGUCAUCUUUGCCCUCCAGCAGGCAGCCAUGGAAGCGUCGCACGAGGCGCUUGCGAAGGGCAAGGUGAUUGGCGACGUGCUCGACGACUUUGUGCCGUCGCUCGACAUCAAGGUGAAGUACGGUGGCAGGGAGGUGCGAAACGGUGACGAGCUAACGCCCAGCGAGGCAGCAGAAGCGCCAUACGUCGAGCUGGCGGGGCGACACGAGAACGGGGACCUCUACACACUCGUAAUGUCGGACCCAGACGCGCCCAGCCCAGACAACCCCGUGGCGGCCGAGUGGCUGCACUGGCUGGUGGUGAACAUACCAGGCGCAGCAACUCUCCCACACAGCAGCGCAGGAGACUUAGUGAUGGGCUACAAGGGCCCCUCCCCGCCCAUGGGCGUGCACCGCUACGUACUCUCUCUCUUCCGCCAGCCACACCGCCUCACCACCGACGCACCGGCUGCGCGCAAGGGCUUCAAGACGCGCCAGUUUGCACAAGAGUUUGGGCUGGGGAAGCCCGUGACUGCGCUGUUCUUUCGUGCGCGGAAGGAGUGA